Messenger RNA from Lonchura striata (white-rumped munia), 4371 nucleotides. The record is from RefSeq and is a predicted model, not a curated record. Lineage: Eukaryota; Metazoa; Chordata; Aves; Passeriformes; Estrildidae.
CACCAGCACAGCUCCAAGGAGUGGAUCCCUCCCGGAGGGACAGUGGGUGUUUCUGCCCCCCAGCACCCCAGCCAUCGCCAGCCUUCCUCUGGGUGACCUUGGGUGAGGCUCUGCUUGCCUGGAGAGCUGUUGAUUUACAAUGCAGAUUCAGCGCUCCUCGCCUGCCUGUCCCUGCCCCUCCUAAACUGGGCUGGGAUAUAAGAGCUUGUUUGCUCUCCGAUGCCAACCGUGGCCAUGGCAGAACGCCCUGCCACGUGAGAGGCAGAGAUAGAGGAGAGGGGGCUAAGGAGGAGUGAAUUGUGCAGUUGCUCUUGCUUCUGGUAGCUGAGGAGCACAUCUGCAGGACCAUGUCUGUGCUGAACCCUGUCCUGCGGCCCACGGAGGUGAAGGAGUACCUGUGCAAGGGCGACCGCUUCAUCAAAUGGGAUGAUGAAACAUCAAAUGCUUCUCCUGUGAUUCUCCGAGUGGAUCCCCAGGGCUUUUACGUGUACUGGACCUAUCAGAGCACGGAAAGAGAAAUUCUGGAUAUCACCAGCAUCCGAGACACCCGAGCAGGACGAUUUGCCAAAAUGCCCAAGUCCCUGAAGCUCCGAGAGGUUUUUAACUUGGAUUACCCUUACAGCACCUUCCUGCUGAAGAACCUGACAAUCGUAUCUGGCCCUGACAUGGUUGAUCUCACUUUCCAUAAUUUUGUGUCCUACAAGGAGAAUAUUUGCAAGGACUGGGCUGAGGAUAUUAUGGCCAUUGCCCGGAAUCCCCUCACGUACAAUGCUCCCCGCUACACCUUCCUCGAGAAAAUUCUAGUGAAGCUGAAGUUGCAACUGAAUGAGGACGGAAAGAUUCCUGUCCGGAAUAUUUUUCAGAUGUUCCCUGCAGACAAGAAGAGGGUGGAAGAAGCACUAAGUGCUUGUCAUCUGCCAAAUGGCAAGAAUGAUGCCAUCAACCCCGAGGACUUCCCCGAGCCGGUGUAUAAGACGUUCCUCAUGAAUCUGUGUCCACGGCCUGAGAUUGAUGAGAUAUUUACCUCACACCAUCUAAAAGCAAAGCCCUACAUGACCAAAGAUCACUUGGCAAAGUUCAUCAACAAGAAACAGCGUGACACCCGCCUCAACGACAUCCUCUUCCCACCAGCCAAACCUGAGCAGGUGCAGAGCCUGAUAGAGAAGUAUGAGCCCAGCGGGUUUAACAUCCAGAGAGGGCAGCUGUCUCCAGAGGGGAUGGUCUGGUUCCUCUGUGGCCCCGAGAACAACCUGAUAGUGCUGGACAAGCUGAUGCUGUACCAGGACAUGACUCAGCCACUCUCGCACUACUACAUCAAUUCCUCACACAACACCUAUCUGACAGCUGGGCAGUUUUCUGGGACGUCCUCUCCCGAAAUGUACCGCCAGACGCUGCUGGCCGGCUGCCGCUGCGUGGAGCUGGACUGCUGGAAGGGCCGGCCCCCGGAUGAGGAGCCAAUCAUCACCCACGGCUUCACCAUGACAACUGAGAUCCUCUUCAAGGAUGCCAUUGAGGCCAUUGCAGAAAGUGCUUUUAAAACAUCUCCGUACCCUGUGAUCCUGUCCUUUGAGAACCACGUGGACUCGCCCAAGCAGCAGGCAAAGAUGGCCGAGUACUGCCGAACAAUUUUUGGAGACAUGCUGCUGACAGAGCCACUGGAGAAAUACCCGCUGAAGCCAGGAGUUCCUCUGCCAAGUCCUAAAGAUCUCUUAAGGAAAAUCUUGAUUAAAAACAAAAAGAACCAAUCUAUGUCUGGGAAGAGGCAGAACUCUUUGAAGAAAGGGAGGAACAUGGAACCAGAAACUGAGCAGCCAACCUCUGUGGAUGCUGAAGAUACUGUCUGGGCAGGUGAUGUGGCUGAAGAGGAGCCAGAGGAAGAGGAUGAACAGCUCAGAAAUCUGGAUGAAGAGGAAAUUAAAAAGAUGCAGUCAGAUGAGGGCACGGCUGGCCUGGAAGUGACAGCGUAUGAGGAGAUGUCCAGCCUGGUUAACUACAUACAGCCCAUCAAAUUCAACUCCUUCGAGGUCUCUGCCAAGAAGAACCGGAGUUACGUCAUCUCUUCCUUCACUGAGACGAAGGCUUGUGAUCUACUGAGCAAGUUCCCCAUGCAGUUUGUAGAAUACAACAAGUGGCAGAUGAGCCGCAUUUACCCCAAAGGCACCCGGAUGGACUCCUCCAACUACCAGCCCCAGAUGUUCUGGAAUGUUGGCUGCCAGAUGGUGGCACUCAACUUCCAGACCAUGGAUGUCCCCAUGCAGCAGAACAUGGCCCUGUUUGAGUUCAAUGGGCAGUGUGGGUAUCUGCUCAAGCACGAGUUCAUGCGGCGCUCCGACAAGCAGUUCGACCCCUUCUCUGUGGACCGCAUUGAUGGGCUGGUGGCCACUACUGUCUGUGUCACGGUACUCUCUGGUCAGUUCCUCUCGGACCGCAGUGUGAAGACCUAUGUGGAAGUGGAGCUCCUUGGGCUGCCAAGGGAUGCCAAGCGCAAGCACAGAACCAAACUGACCUCCACGGCCAACUCCAUUAACCCGGUGUGGAAAGAGGAGGCUUUUGUUUUUGAAAAGAUCAUGAUGCCUGAGUUGGCAUCCCUCAAAAUUGUGGCUUGGGAAGAAGGAGGGAAGUUCAUUGGCCAGCGUAUCAUUCCCAUCAUUGCAAUGCACCCAGGCUACCACCACGUGUGCCUGCGCAGCGAGAGCAACAUGCCGCUCACCAUGCCCGCCCUCUUCGUGUUCCUGGAGAUCAAGGACUACGUGCCAGAUGCUUGGGCAGACCUCACCAUUGCCCUCUCCAACCCCAUCAAGUUCUUCAACCUGCAGGACAAGCGCUUGGUGAAGCCCAAGGAUACCUCAGGGGAGAGGCCUGGCACACAGACAAACCUCUCAUCUGCUGAGACUAACGGGGUGGCAUGCUUCACUGGGAAACCAAGUAUUCCUCCCUCUAAUGGGUCCACAGGAGCAGCAGUGUUCACCAAGGAUGAAGCUGUGUUAGAAGUAAUGCAGAUGGCAGAGCCUGAGACAAUCACCCUUGCUGAACUGCAGCAGAAGAAACGCUUCCUGAAGCUGCUGAAGAGGCAAGAGAAGGAGCUGAGGGAGCUGGAAUGGAAGGGAAGCAAACAGAGGGAGGAGCUGCUGCAGAAAUACUCUGGGCUCUUUUCAGAGCUGGCCUGCCCUGGGGGCAGGAAAAGGACAAUACGAACAAGGAAAACACAGAAGAAGAGGAGUGUGACCCCAAGUGAUGGUGGUACCAGUGCAAAUCCUGUAAAAGCAGCAGAGAGCAUCGAUUGCCACUGGCUCGUGGAGCUGAGGAAGAGGCUGGAGAUGGACCUCAUCCACCUUGGGGAGGAGCACCACAAUCGGAUCCGAAGGAAGAAAGAGCAGCAUGCUACCGAGCAAGUUGCCAGGAUCCUGGAGCUGGCCAGGGAGAAGCAGGCAGCUGAGCUGCGCGUGCUGCGGGACACGUCAGAAAGCAACAUUAAAGACAUUAAGAAGCGGAUGGAGGCAAAGAGAGUGGAGCGGGUCCAGGCCAUGCUGAGGAAUACCAGUGACAAGGCUGCUCAGGAGAGGUUGAAGAAAGAAAUUAACAAUUCCCACAUUCAGGAAGUGGUGCAGACAGUCAAACGGGUGACAGAGAAGGCUGGCAGGUUCCAGCAGAAACUGGAGGAGAAGCAGGCAGCAAAUCUUCAGUCCAUCAAGGAGAGAGAAAGCCAGCUCCAGCAGCAGGUACGGGUGGAAUAUGAGGAGAAGUUGAGAGCUCUGAACAUGGAGGUUCAGGAGAUGGUGAAGAACUACACCAAAGCCAACUUUACUGGAGAGCCACAGACUGGGAAGGAAGCAGGUCAGAGCAUUCCUGAGGGAGAACAAAGCUCUACAGACCACCUGGAAGGAAAUAUCCCAGUGGCAGAGGUGUCCAGGCUUACACUGGCAAUGACUGAGCCCUUGGGAGCUGGAAUGGAUGUGGAGAUAGAAGAGAGCAUAUUCUGAGAUGAGGCCCUUCCUUACUGUUCAUUGCAAGAAGGUAUAUAGUGAAGUAACAGCUAGCUUCACAAACUACUGCCAUCCUUUUCCAUUCUAGGGAGCUCCUGAAAUCCUUCAGGAAUGUACUACAUUAUCUCAGAUAUCUGGAAACAGUCUGGAGAGCUCACCCUUCAGAGUACUUCACCCUCUGUCUUCCCCAGCCUGAGCUCUGAGGUAUUUCAGCAGUGGGAAAGGCCCUGUGCCUGCAGACCAACUCCCUGUUGGCACCACAGCAGCAGCUACAGGAAUAUUUACUUUGCAUUCAGAACAGUUUUUAGAGUCAGUUCCCUCAUCAUUCCUCACAUGCAUCUCUUCACAUCAGUCGGACUCCUCCUAACAUCUUCCACACGGUUCAAUG